UCGGUUCCCAAACUCCGAACUCGAGUAUUAUACUCGAUGGCACUAAUUGUCUAAGGUACUAGUUCAAAAGCGAAAAUUGUAAGUAACAGUUUAUUGUACCCCUUGGUCCGAUAGGGGCGUUGAGGUAAAGCUAAAUAUCUAGCUCCUAUACCUCGUGUUUCUUUAAAAAAAAUUGUUAAGAAAAAGUUGUGUUAAUUUAAAAAGUGUCGAGUUUAAAAAUGCCACUACAAAAAAUAGAACGAAACGUUCAUACAGCGUAUGAUACAUGGGUACUUAAAAAUAUGAGUGAAAAAUUCGCAAAAGUAAAUCCGGAACCUAUGUAUGAUGAUUCCGUUAAGGCGAUUCACUACUUUUCUAAAAAAUUUGAAGAUAAUGAUAUUAAGUGGUACGUCAAGUUGAAAUUUGCCGAUAAUGAAUUGCGUGGUGGAUUCUUCAUAGAAUUCGACGCUGUGAAACAAUUCGAACCUAAGAAUCAUGUCACCUGUAAUUUUUACCUGGUCGACGCCGACAAAAAUAAGUUUUUCAUUGGACGUAAGAACCGGAAAUUUAAUUCGACAUAUUAUUAUUUUCCUCUAACUAGUUCAUGUAUUUUUAGUAAGAUAAGCAAGUUACCAAACACAAUAGAUAAACUACUUCCAAAUGAUACCAUGACAUUGAAAAUUGAACUCAUCACGUACUUGGAUGAUAAUCCUAUAUUUCCUUUAGAAGACGCAGACUAUAACAUUGAACCAGUUGUUAAUUUAGUGGACAUCUUGAAGUUAUAUCCAUUUCAAAAUGGCGGUGACGUUAAGAUUUAUGUGCAAGGUAUUGAAUUUUCAGUCCAUAAAACUCUUUUAGAAACACGAUGUCCGAAAACAUAUGAAAUUGUUGCUCGUCAUCAACAAAUGUCUGAUGGCAAUGAUAACCAAUUGGUUCUUACGGACAUCAAGCCAGAGAUAUUUCAAAGAGUUUUAGAAUUUAUCUACACUGGGAAAGUCGAGGACUUGGAUGAUCAUGCAGAAUCUUUGCUAGAAGCUGCUUCGCAAUAUGAAUUAAUAGGACUGAAAUAUAUGUGUGAAUUAUCCCUCGUCAACAACUAUCUUACUUACGAAAACUCUAAAGAGGUAAAGGAAUUGGCUCGUCGUUGCAGUGCCACUUCCUUAUUAUUCAACGUAAAUAAAUUAAGAUAUGAUGAAUCUUAUGCGCAAAUGGAUUUUUCUUGUACACCAAGUGGUACAUUAAUAUGCACAACACUCAGUGGAAAAAAGGAGGUGUAUAAAAAUUGUUUUAAAAAUGGUAUACCGAUGGGAAUUAACAUUGUACCAGAGUAGAUUGUCUUUGCAUCACUAGAUAGCAAUGGAUUUAUUCAUCGCAGCAAGAUUUUUCUUUCAUAAAAUUUAAUAUUUUUUAAAUAAAUUUAUCUUUUUGUGCUUAACUUGAGUUUGCAUUUUUCCACUUUUGUUGAGACUUCCAAUAAAAAGUUACAUUAAGAAUUUUCUUUAUUCCAAUUUUUUCAAUUUACAAUUCAAAUUUAUAUUAAAUAUGUUCAAAAAGUUUUAAUUUCAGUCUUUAAUCGAUGUAAAAUAUAAAUUUUGUAAUUUUUCAUUA
Molecule: messenger RNA, 1587 nt
Organism: Microplitis mediator
Lineage: Eukaryota; Metazoa; Arthropoda; Insecta; Hymenoptera; Braconidae
Product: speckle-type POZ protein-like
Exons: 2
Coding region: 219-1310 (363 amino acids)
Biological process (GO): regulation of proteolysis; proteasome-mediated ubiquitin-dependent protein catabolic process
Cellular component (GO): cytoplasm; nucleus
Molecular function (GO): ubiquitin protein ligase binding
Source: RefSeq, a predicted model, not a curated record